AUGACAAAGUCGCAAGCUAUUCAAUACGCCUUGAAGAAAGUUCCACAGAUCCUGCCACUUGAAGAGGAUGAUGUUAAAAACCUGUGUGAGCAGGUGUUAAAGGCGAGUGAAUCGAAUUCAGAGUCAAUUGCACAAGGGUUUCUCGAGUUUUUAGGCCAUGAUGACUUGGCCUUUGAAUUUGUGAUUGGUUUUAACGAUAUAUUCUCUCAGGAAGAAGCUAAGCCGCAAGUCACACCUCAUCCUAGGGUGGAGCAGAAGAAAGUGUCCUCAGUGGAACCUAUAAAGGAAGUCAAGCAAGAGAAGAAACUGCAACAUGUACCGCAGGAAAAGCCAAAAAAGUAUGAGAAAUCGAAACUUAAGGCCAAGAGAAACCAGUUAAUACAUGAAAUUGAUGAGGUUUGGAAAUUCCUCGAACUUGAACAUAAUGAAAAGGAUGUGAAAAAAUACGCUUGUGACUGUCAGGGGAAUAUUCAUCCAUUGUUCGAAGCGGCCCCAAAUUGUCUAUCAUGUGGGAAGAUAAUAUGUGCCAAAGAAGGGCUGCAUCUGGGUAGGUGUACAUUUUGUGCAACUGAGUUCAUACCGCUAGAAGAAAGACUAAAGAUCGUGCAACUACUAAAGAAGGAGAAAGAAGAACUGUCAAAGGAGUCAACUCACAAAGAACAAACGACACAAAGGCCCAUUCAUAAAAAAAAAUAUGCUAACGCAUUUAAAAUCUCAUCAGGAAUGGGUACCAAUCUAUUCUCCGAGCAGGACAAGUUAUUCGACCUAAUCGAAAGGCAAAGAGAACGUGAAAGAAAACGAGAAGAGGUACUUCGUGACAAGGAGGAGGAGGAGAAGAAAGAGGUGGAGGCUCAAAAGAGACAACAACGAGAAUCAGAGACAGAUCCUGAAUUGCUUGAGGCACAAGAUCGUUUGGAUAAACUUCUACAUUUUCAGGAUACAUCUGCCGAACGUACAAAAAUUAUCGAUAACGCCAGCGAUUUCAGUAUUUCCAAUGAUAGUGGUGUGUGGGGUAGUGCACAAGAGCGUGCUCUAAUGUUAAAGAAACAGCAACGCAAUUUGAGAAAAUGGGAGAAAUUAGAGAAUGAGAGAAAUGGGAAGCGUGAUAAAUAUGUGGUCAGUAUGGAUAUUGGUGCUAACGGUAAAGUGGUAAUGAAGGAAGUAUUGAAGAAUAAUGGAAAAAGUACAGCUGAUUCGGAUGACGAUAUCGAAGAAAUAAGUGAUGAAGAAGAUUCAAAUGAUUUGAAAGAAAUUCACCAAUUGAAGGGAGCCAUAGAUUCAACGAAGAACGAGCAAAAGUCUGCUUUGCAAUCGAAAGUUUGGGAUUACGAGAAGGAUAAGAAACAGUUCGAACCUCCAAAAUAUAUUGAAGACUCUCGUCUGGAAGAGCAAACAAACCAUGAAGAUGACAAAACCACUACUCGGGAGCGGGCACCCAGGGUGCAAAUCGAUCAAGAGGGCGAAAAUCUAUGGGACAUGAUUGCAUAA
Molecule: messenger RNA, 1488 nt
Organism: Torulaspora delbrueckii
Lineage: Eukaryota; Fungi; Ascomycota; Saccharomycetes; Saccharomycetales; Saccharomycetaceae
Gene: RQT4
Product: Rqt4p
Exons: 1
Coding region: 1-1488 (495 amino acids)
Biological process (GO): regulation of DNA-templated transcription
Cellular component (GO): nucleus
Molecular function (GO): zinc ion binding
Source: RefSeq, a predicted model, not a curated record